This is a messenger RNA of Haplochromis burtoni (Burton's mouthbrooder), 1873 nucleotides long. RefSeq names its product acidic amino acid decarboxylase GADL1. Gene Ontology annotation, cellular component: cytoplasm. The record is from RefSeq and is a predicted model, not a curated record. The transcript has 15 exons. Lineage: Eukaryota; Metazoa; Chordata; Actinopteri; Cichliformes; Cichlidae. Gene Ontology annotation, molecular function: carboxy-lyase activity; pyridoxal phosphate binding. Gene Ontology annotation, biological process: carboxylic acid metabolic process. Bases 137 to 1693 code for a protein of 518 amino acids.
AAACCCAGAUCUGGGAAAUUCCAUGACAUCAGAAGAGUCCGUCCUUCUGUGUAUAAAUAGGACGGCUUAGUGGUAAUGUGCAAUAAAGAAGAGGCACAAAAUAAGGCAGCAUCACAGCUGGGAAAUUUCCUCAAAUAUGGAGAGACACAUUAAUGGUGUGAAGUCCUGCGAAAGCCAGGCCCCUGUGGCACAACCUGAAAAAUGUUCUCCAGCUGGCAGCUUUGAUGUGAGCAGCUCCACUGCAGAUGAACAAAUAGCAGAGUCCUUUAUCAGACAAGCAAUGGAAAUCAUUGUGGACGAGGCAGUGAAGAAGGCCACUAACGUCCAGGAGAAGGUUUGUGAGUGGCACUCCCCCGAGCAGCUGAAGAAGCUGCUGGACCUCGAGCUGAGAGACAGAGGAGAGCCGGAGUCUGAGAUCUUGCAGAGAUGCAGAGAUGCCAUCAGAUAUAGUGUCAAGACCAGUCAUCCCCGUUUCUUCAAUCAGCUGUACGCAGGGAUGGAGCCCUACUCUAUGGUGGCAAGCUUCAUUGCUGAAGCAGUCAAAACCAAUCUGUACACAUAUGAGGUGGCUCCAGUGUUUACCUUAAUGGAGGAUGCUGUGCUCAGGAAGAUGAUCAAGGUGAUUGGCUGGGAAGAAGGAGGUGAUGGAAUCUUUAACCCAGGUGGCUCAUUGUCCAACAUAUAUGCUGUGAACUUGGCCAGGUACCGCUACUGCCCAGAUUUCAAAGAGGUUGGCAUGUUUUCUGCUCCGCGACUGGUCAUAUUAACGUCCCAGGAGUGUCAUUACUCCAUUUCCAAAGGAGCAGCUUUAAUGGGGAUCGGCACGAAGAAUGUUUAUACUGUCCCAACUGAUGAGAGAGGAAGGAUGAUUCCCUCAGCCCUUGAGGAGAAAAUAAAGUUGGCAAAAAGUGAGGGUGCAGUUCCCUUCAUGGUAAACGCCACCGCAGGAACCACGGUGCUCGGAGCCUUCGAUCCCAUCGACGAAAUUGCUGACAUCUGUGAGAAGCACAACUUGUGGCUACAUGUGGAUGCAUGUUGGGGAGGAGCAGCUAUCAUGUCUAAGAAGCAUAAACACUUGUUAAAGGGCAUCCACAGAGUUGACUCUGUUGCUUGGAACCCUCACAAGAUGCUGAUGGCCUCUCUGCAGUGCUCUGCUUUCCUGGUCAGAGACAAAACGAGUCUCCUGCAGCGCUGCCACUCUGCACGGGCCUCUUAUCUCUUCCAGCAGGACAAGUUCUACGAUGUCAGCUACGACACGGGGGACAAGUCGGUGCAGUGCAGCAGGAAGCCAGACGCCUUCAAAAUCUGGCUCAUGUGGAAGGCUUUGGGAAGCAGAGAGCUGGAGCAGAGGGUGGACAGAGCCCUCGCCAUGGCAAGGUAUCUUGCAGAGGAGAUCAAGAAAAGAGAAGGAUUCCGUCUUGUGCUGGAACCUGAAUUUGCAAACGUUUGCUUCUGGUACCUUCCGCCAAGCCUGAGGAACCUUCCCGAGAGUCCUGAGCUCUGGAAGAAGCUCCACACUGUGGCCCCAGUGGUGAAACAGCGAAUGAUGAAGACAGGCAGCAUGAUGACAGGCUACCAGCCUCUUGGAGAAAAAGCCAACUUCUUCAGGAUGGUUGUGAUCAGUCCUCAGGUCAGCAGGCAGGACCUGGACUUUGUCCUGGAUGAGAUCCAUAAUCUGGGAAAGGACUUGUGAUUAAUGAUCGGCGUAUGCAAAGAGCCAUCCUAUGGCACAGAUGGAUCUGUCAGGAAUUUUCACAGCACUAUCAGACGAGUGAUGCAACUUAAUAACAAAGAUGUCUGAUUAUCUGUAAAUAUUUCAUCUGUAAAUACCAACCAGACAACUAAAAUAAAUGUCAGAAUUCCACACGCUGUA